AUGGAAAGAGACUCGCAUCGUACGUUCCGCGAGAUCCAUGGGAGUAAAGAGAACCUGGUCUCCAGCGUAAAAGAUAUCCUGGAAAAAGCUCUAGUGGAAGUUGUGGAGGAUGAUGCGCCUUUGAACCUACGGUUCAUCACACCUUAUCAAAUAACCACCGGCUGGCCGACAGAUGAGAACUGUUCCGACUAUGCCCUUACCUUGCCAGGUGAACUCCCACCUGGUCAAGAGUACAUAUCUGUCUCGUACACCUGGGCCCAUUCGCAAGAGAUAGAUGCAUCGAAGCCUAUAUCAGAUUAUCGUAUCAAGGAUCGAGCCACUCCAGAUGCGCCAUUCAGAUCAAUCAACUGCCCCACUAUGAUAUUCCACCGUGCAUGGUGUUUCGCGCGAGCACACAAAAUUCCCUACAUCUGGAUCGACCAAGAGUGCAUAUACCAGGGAAACGCAGAAGAUAAGCAAAGGCACCUGCAGAUCAUGGACAAGAUAUACAAGAGAAGUAAAUGGACCGUUGCCGUCUUGUCGACAGAACUCCCCGACACCAUGCUCAGCGCCCUAGCGCUGAUUCUGCAAUACAGCCAUCAGCGAUUGUCAUGCCCAAAUUUUGGAGAUUGGCCAGGUGGUAUUGAUAUCCGGCCGCUUUACGAUGAGUUCAAGAAGAACGCUGUCAAGAUAUUGUCCUCCCUAUAUUCCGAUCGAUGGUUCACACGCGCCUGGACAUUCCAGGAAAGGCGUUGUGCUUCAGCAUGCGUAUUGCUAGCUCCAGUUGGGAACAAGAGCGAUGCGGUCGCACAGUUGUCUUUAGACUGGAUUGGAAGCGAUGUCAGCUUCUCAUUUCGCCAUAUAUUCAUAUUAAUGAAUCCCCCCAAUGUAUGUACUCAGUAUCAUGCUGACAAUGUGCAUGAGGUUUUGGUGGAAUCCUUCUAUCACGGGGGGGACCUGUCAGGACGUUCAGCAAACUGGCUGCUAUUUAGGGCGAUGGAGAGAUGUGACAGCCUGAUCUGCUCAGAUAGGCUCACAAUAUUUGCAAAUGUUUGUAGCUUCCGCUACAAGCUGAACUCCACAGUAUUGAACGACGCAAAGUACAGCUACAGUACUUGUAUGCUUGCGCUUAUAAUGGCGAAUGAAGUCGAGGAUAAACUUACUGUUGAUUCAACGGAGACUUCUAGGUCAGAUGUGGAUUUAGACCAGAAUUUCGAAUGGUAUUUGGGCCGCAAGCAAUGGUCUUUGGACGCCAAGCGAGCUAAAUAG
Messenger RNA from Alternaria burnsii, 1248 nucleotides. RefSeq lists its product as uncharacterized. The transcript has a single exon. The record is from RefSeq and is a predicted model, not a curated record. The coding region runs from base 1 to 1248 and encodes 415 amino acids. NCBI's taxonomy places the organism in Eukaryota, Fungi, Ascomycota, Dothideomycetes, Pleosporales, Pleosporaceae.